CUUCUCUCUCUAGCUAGCUUACAAUACUCCAUUAAUGGGAGCUCAAAGUGUACAAUGUAAUGGUGAGGAGAGUCCUAAUGAGAAUGAGAGGGCUUGGACAUUAGCCUAAAAAGUCCCGUGGUUUUCUCCCUUUCCGGGUUUCCACGUAAAAAUAGUUUAUUCAUACACAUUUAUACAUAUAUUUACUAUAUCGUGUUGGAUUAAACUCAACACUAGCGCCGUCUGUGGGAAUCUGUCCAAAAAGAUCCAUGUGUUUCUACACAAAAUCAAUACAGAAAUGGACUGAUUUCAACAAAAAAAAAAAAAGAACGAAGAAAAAGUAUUCUGGAAAGCAAAAGGAAGAAGGAAGAAAAAAUGGAAGAAUCUAGGUUUUCUCCCAGAUCUAAGCUGGAAGCAUCUGUCACCUCCUGCUGCCGUGUAUCGUCUGGAGCUGGCUGUUCCGCCGGAGUUCGCCGAAUGCGGUAGAAGUCCACCACGACGCCCCAGGUUUUGUUACAGCACCGCCGCCGCCGGCGGCGGCCGGAGCGCUCACCGCUUCCUUAGGACUCGCCCGACGCCGCACUCAUCACUGGCAGCUCCCAGGUCCAUUUAAACCAAACCCCACGAACCUAGUAGCUCUUGGCUAUCUGCAGGGACGGAAUAGCACUCAGGGAAGAUGGCGGGGGAAGAAAAUCGGACCCUGACAGCCCACUCCUCCGCCGCAGACGCUCUGCUUCUUCGCCGGUCGCCGGUCCCAGCUCGCCUCUCUGCUACCGCUGCUGCGCUGCGGCACCCUCGCCUGACGCCGACACUCUCUCCGCCGCAGCUCGACCUCCAGCCAGGUGCCGGUACCUCCGUCGUCGUUUGGCCUUGGGUUGGUGAGCCGGAGUUUCAGCUGGCUUCUCGGAUAAUACGGAGUACUGAUAUUGCUCGGAGGCCUUGGUCCUCAGGAGGCCACGUGAAGGGAAGUGAAUGGUGGCUUGGACGUACGUCAACUUUGUUUGGGAUUUAAAAGUGGCUGAAUAAUUGGACUUUCUGGUUCUUGGCCAUUUUUCUUGGAGAGAUUUUGACCAAGUCAAUUGGGGAAAGGGGCUUGAUCUCAAUGCACCGGGAACUAUCUGGCCGAAUCUAUAACUCAAAAAGCUAAGUACCCAUCCUUUAAGUUGAUACAUUCGAUUAUUAUUACGGAGUAGUUGAAACUAUUAGUAAUGCUAAGUAUUUUUAUCACCAUUAUUUAAUAGGGGGCAAAUGCCCCAAAAUUAAAUAAUGUCGAGCAAAGCUCAAAUGAGUAAAGCUCUAGUGAUAAUUAGUUUCACCGUCAUUUAAAUUUAAUGACUGGUUGUUGUGUGCCUGUUGGCCCGCUCCUGAUCGGCUUUAAUUAGCGAAUGGAGUAUACUUGAAUGGCCUUUGAUAGGGAAGUAUCAUUGCUAUUACCGGUUAUAUCCCUAUUAUUUAUUAGGGAUAAAAUGUCCCGAAUUAAAUAAUGUGGAGCGAAGCUCUGGUGAUGGUUGGUUCAACCAACAUUUUAUUGAAUAUUUAAUUUCUUGUGGGCCUGUUGGCCCACUCUCGAUCAGCUUGAUUUGCGAUCUGAGCGUCUCCAGAGGGUAGUGCCCCGAUGACGCGUUUUAAUUUGGGGGGUUACGCAUUAGUCCGCACGACACCGAGUGCUCGAGCGACGAUCGUACCCUGGUACCAUCUACGCCAUCAGGCGCAGAGUGACUAUUGCUAACGCGGUCUGUGGGGCCCGAAGGCACAAAAGCACUCAACCUCGUUUUUCCGAGGGCAGUGCGACCGACUUGGGUCUGAGUUUGAAAACUCACAGACCGAUGAAUAUCUCUACGUGACGUUCGGCGGGCUGCUAAUUGGCCCCGCCGCGAGCUGCUACGUCCCUUAACCCCGUACGAUGAGCCGGGCCGAGGGUCACGACGACCCAUAGGCCGGUAAUCAUGGAUGUUAAAGAGAAGCCAAACAGAUGGCUAUGUGUGUAUAUAUAUUGUCGGGCCGUGCGGCCCGUUACCAUGCUUAUUGCGCAGCCGAAGCCGCUCGACGCGCUUGAGCGAAAUGAUUAGAAGACGCUCGGCCCGAGUCUUGAAGACGUGCAGGGCCGGCUAAAGAGGAGACCAUCACGGCUGAGGACCGUGAGACGAGCAUCUCCACCUAGAGGCCGAGGGCCUAGAGGAGACCACCACGGUUGAGAACCGUGGGACGGGCAUCUCCACCCCAGAGACCGAUGGCCUAGGGAGAACACCUAGAGGCCGAGGAUCUAGAGGCGAAUGCCAUGACAGAGAACCGUGAGACGAUCAUCCAUCAUUCAGAGGCCGAGGGCCUAGAGGAGACCAUCACGGCCGAGGGCCGUGAGACCAUCCUGAUUUUUAGGUCGGCCUCUCAUCGCCGACAUCAUCAUGCCACGACCGGCCUAUCGGCACGGCGUGCCUAUCUUUUGAAGACCGGCCUCGUCCCCACACCUCGCGGACGAGGACCGUUGCUUGGUUCUUUCAGGUCGGCUUAUCAUUGCCGACACCAUUAUAUCACGACCGGCCUCCCGGCUCAGCGUGCUUUCCAUAUUUGAAGACCGGCCUCAUCCCCGCUCCUCGCGGAUGAGGGCCGUUGCUGGAUUCUUUCAGAUCGGCCUCUCUUUGCCGGCACUGUCAUAUCAUGUUCGGCCCCUCGGCCCGGCGUGAUUAUCAUCUUUGAAGACCGGCCUCAUCCCCACAUUGCGCGGGUGAGGACCGUUGCUGGAUUUCAGGUCGGCCUGUCAUUGCCGAUGUCAUUAUAUAUCACGACCGGCCUCUCGGCCCGACGUGAUUAUCAUAUUUGAAGACCGGCCUCGUCCCCGCCCUCGCGGACGAGGGCCGUUGCUUGAUUCUUUCAGAUCGGCCUCUCUUUGCCGGCACUGUCAUGUCAUGUUCGGCCCCCCGGCCCGGCGUGAUUAUCAUCUUUGAAGACCGGCCUCGUCCCCGCCCUCGCGGACGAGGACCGUUGCUUGAUUUUCUCAGAUCGGCCGCUCAUUGCCGACACCAUUAUACCACGACCGGCCUCUCGGCACGGCGUGUUUAUCUUUUGAAGACCGGCCUCACCCCCGCUCCUCGCGGAUGAGGACCGUUGCGUGCUCACUCUCAGGUCGGCCUCUCAUUGUCGAUGUCAUUAUGUCACGACCGGCCUCUCGGCACGGCGUGUUUAUCUUUUGAAAACCGGCCUCGUCCCCGCGCUGCGCGAAUGAGGACCGUUGCCUGAUUUUAGGUCGGCUUUUCAUUGCCGACAUCAUCAUAUCACGACCGGCCUCUCGGCAUGGCGUGAUUAUCAUAUUCGAAGACCAGCCUCGUCCCCGCCCCUCGCGGACGAGGGCCGUUGCUUGAUUCUUUCAGGUCGGCCUCUCACUGCCGACACUAUCAUGUUAUGGUCGGCCUCUCGGCACGACAUAUUUAUCUUUUGAAGACCGGUUUCAUCCCCGCGCUGCGUUGGAUGAGAGCCGUUGCACGGAUAUAUCGGCCUGACCGGACACUAUUGCCAUCUCCUCAUCAGGACCGACUGCUCAGCGACAUUAUGAUCAUUGUUUGUCGGAUCCCAAUGCCGACCCUCUUGAGUUUGCGAUCGGGCUCACGACUCCCCUCCAGGUAGGGCUGAGCAAAACCCGAUCCGACCCGAAAAACCCGAUAUUUUUUUCGGAUAUUAUCCGAACCGAAGUGGAUAUCCGACCCGAAAAACUCGAAACCGAAAAUCCGAUUAGUAUUGGGCCUAGACCGGGUGGCGGGUAGGGUUUGUGAAAUCCCAACCCGACCCGCCCGAAUAUCCGAAAUAUAUGUUAGUGUGUACUUUGAAUAUUUAAAUUAAUACUUGUGUUCAAUUAUCUAUGCAAUUAUUUGUGCAAUUUGUAUUAAAUUAUUUGUGUAAAUUGAAUGUGUAGUGAACUAGUGUGUACAAUUUUUGUUAAAGUGGCAUUCCAACACUUUAACUAUCUAAUUAUAAUGUAUUUUGAUAUAACCAAAAUAUCUGAAAUAUAUUAAAUUAUGUAGUAUGUACUUUGAAUAUGUUAAAUUAAUACUUGUGUUCAAUUAUUUGUGUAAUUAUUUGUGCAAUUUGUGUUAAAUUAUUUGUGUAAUUUGGAAGUUUAGUGCACUAGUGUGUACAAUUUUUGUCAAAGUGGCACUUAAACACUUUAAUUAUCUAAUUAUAAUUUUUUAAUAUAACCGAAAUAUCCGAAACCCGACCCGAUAUCCGAUAAUAUCCGACUUAAAAAUAUCCGAAAUACCCGAUUUGAAAUAUCAAAGGGUCGGGCCUAGUAUUUAAAUUAAAAAACCCGAACGGGUUUGGGGUUCGCAAACCCGACCCGCCCGAACCCGACCCGUGCACACCCCUACCUCCAGGAGGGUGACCAUCGCCUUCGCAUGACGACCAGCUAUUCUAUCGCCUCGUCAUUAUAUUCGUUCGCUAUGCCACCACCAUUAUGUGUGACAUCCCGUGAUCCCUGCGAGUUUCUUGGAUACCGAAUGUCUUCUUCGAUGUAGGAAGAUCGGUAGGACCACGGACCAGGGACGGACAAAGAAGAGCUAGGGAAUCUCGAUGUAGAUAAACCUGUUCCUCCUUGCGAGUUUCGCGGAUACCGAACGUCUCUUCGAAGCAAGAGCGCCGGUAGGACCAAGAACCAAGGACGAACGAAGAAUAUAGAUUGCCUCCCUCAAAAAAAAAAAAAAAAAAAAAAGAUGGGGAGAAGAGGAGGGUAGCUCCUAUGUGGAAGGGAAUCUUGCCCGGGCGUGCCAGAUCUUCUCCCACCGCCGAAGAUGAACGCCUCUCGAUGUAGAGGUUAGUAGAGACGCGGAGGGGGCUAGACGAACCAAGGGAGCUUUGCCAAGAUAAACCUGUUUAUCCCACAAUGACCAUGGAUCGAUGGACGUGGGAUAACAAAGCCGGGAACCCGCGAGGGUAAACCAGUUCGUCCCUGCGAGUUCCUUGGGUACCGGACGUCUUCUUCGAAGCAAGAGACGCCGGUAAGACUAAAAGGACCACGGACGAACGAAAAAGGGGGAAUCUCGAUGUAGAUAAACCUGUUCCUCUUUGCGAGUUUCGAGGAUACCGGACGUAUCUUCGAAGUAAGGACGCCGGUAGGACCAAGAACCAAGGACGAACGAAGACUAAAAGACUCCAAAAAAAAAAAAAAAAAAAAAGAUGCCAGAAGAGCACGGAGCAAAGAAUGAUUUUAUCCCUCGGCGCUAUUGGCCGGGAAGUACAAACUGAAAAACAUAUGUAAAGAAUAAUUACAAAACUUAAGUACGAAAAAUGAAGUGGCCGACGAUGAUCGGCUAACAUCAGGCUUUCUUUUGCCUUGGACGACGAAUACCAGCUCCCCAGAUCAGACAGAGGGACGACGCCCAGGUCCACCUUUCCUCCCAGGAUGAAGUCCUGACAGACGAUCGGCUUCUCAUAGCCAGCCAAGACGGACCGCGCCUGGUUUCACAGAUCGGCUCGCCCAUUCCCUCCAGGAUGGCGACGGCCGUCUUAUGCAGUACGAUCGGCCCCUCAGCGCCAUCAUACCCAGCUCACGUUCAGCUCGUCCAUCCCUUCCAGGGUGGCGACGAACGUCUUAUGCAUCACGAUUGGCCCCUCAGCGCCAUCGUGUCCGGAUUCACGGUUCGGCUCGCCCAUUCCCUCCAGGAUGGCGACGACCGUCUUAUGCAGUACGAUCGGCCCCUCAGCGCCAUCGUACCCAGCUCACGUUCAGCUCGUCCAUCCCUUCCAGGGUGGCGACGAAUGUCUUAUGCAUCACGAUCGCCCCUCAGCGCCAUCGUGUCCGGACUCACGGUUCGGCUCGCCCAUUCCCUCCAGGAUGGCGACGACCGUCUUAUGCAGUACGAUCGGCCCCUCAGCGCCAUCGUACCCAGCUCACGUUCAGCUCGUCCAUCCCUUCCAGGGUGGCGACGAACGUCUUAUUCAUCACGAUCGGCCCUUCAGCGCCAUCAUGUCCAGAUUCACGGUUCGGCUCGCCCAUUCCCUCCAGGAUGGCGACGACCGUCUUAUGCAGUACGAUCGGCCCCUCAGCGCCAUCGUAUUCAGCUCACGUUCAGCUCGUCCAUCCCUUCCAGGAUGGCGACGAACGUCUCUUAUGCAGCACGAUCAGCGCCCCAGCGCCAUCGUGCCUGGCUCACGUUAGGGUCGCCCAUCCCUUUCAGGAUGGCGACGAACGUCUCUUAUGCAGCACGAUCAGCGCCCCAGCGCCAUCGUGUCUGGCUCACGUUAGGGUCGCCCAUCCCUUCCAGGAUGGCGACGAACGUCUCUUAUGCAGCACGAUCAGCGCCCCCAGCGCCAUCGUGUCUGGCUCACGUUAGGGUCGCCCAUCCCUUCCAGGAUGGCGACGAACGUCUCUUAUGCAGCACGAUCAGCGCCCCAGUGCCAUCGUGUCUGGCUCACGUUAGGGUCGCCCAUCCGUUCCAGGAUGGCGACGAACGUCUCUUAUGCAGCACGAUCAGCGCCCCAGCGCCAUCGUGUCUGGCUCACGUUAAGGUCGCCCAUUCCUUCCAGGAUGGCGACGAACGUCUCUUAUGCAGCACGAUCAGCGCCCCAGCGCCAUCGUGUCUGGCUCACGUUAGGGUCGCCCAUCCAUUUCAGGAUGACGACGAACGUCUCUUAUGCAGCACGUCUGCCUCUCGGCGCUGACAUGCCCGGUUUAUCGAUGAGAGCCACCGCUUUCUAUCACAUCUCACAUUCCUUCUCUCAUACAUUGCACCCAUACAUUACAUGCAUUCAUGCAUCAUACCUCAUACAUUCAUACAUACACACGUGCAUCAUGUUUUGACAGUACCGCGACGUCGGUUUAUAGAUGCAUGGACCUCUAAGCUUCUCCGAUUGGAAAGCUCGAGUCAGAGUCCUUUACUCCCGCCUGAUGCAGUCAGGGGGAGUGUGCCCAUGGAGGAGCACCCUUCGCCCGACCCCGUUGGGAAGGGGGGUGCCUCACCGGCAGAUUACGUUCAGGAGUACAGACACUCACUCGUAUAUUAUGAUUAUUCGAAGACACAGUUUCCAGCAAGACAGAGGAAGAGCGCAGGCAAGAGUAUAUUUUCUCGAGCAGAUUCGCAUGCUCACUACUCAAGAAACUGGGGGACUUGUGUUGGGAUAUAUUAUCCCGGCCUAUUACUGUUCAGGAGCCCAAGACUUCACAUAGUACGGAGCCCGUUCAGUAAGGCCCGUUUCGGCCCGUUUUGGCCAUCCGGCCCACUUCGGCCCAGCAGGCCCGCACUUGGCCCAUUAGGGUGGAGAGCACCCUUCCCCAUUUCCCUAUAAAUAUGGGAGUUCCCCUCCUUAUUAAGGAUCCCUCCUCCUUAGCUUAUUCUUCUUCUCUCUCUAGCUAGCUUACAAUACUCCAUUAAUGGGAGCUCAAAUUGUACAAUGUAAUGGUGAGGAGAGUCCUAAUGAGAAUGAGAGGGCUUGGACAUUAGCCUAAAAAGUCCCGUGGUUUUCUCCCUUUCCGGGUUUCCACGUAAAAAUAGUUUAUUCAUACACAUUUAUACAUAUAUUUACUAUAUCGUGUUGGAUUAAACUCAACAAGGCGUAUUGGUAAAAAAAAAAGCCCGGGUGACAAAUUAUUAGUCAAUUUAUUGUGAGUGAUAAACUUUUUAACCCUGACUUUAGAAUUUCUGACAUUUCAUAUUCUAAGUAUUGUGAAAUUGACAUUUUCAGUCUUUUUAUAACUAGCGUGUUUGAUAAUAGCAGUUCUCUGCUAGCUAAUAACCGGUUGAAUCAGCUUAUUGAUAAUAGCGGAUUCCAUUUGCUUUUAUAACUAACCGCUUUCUUUAGCAUUUGAAAUAAAAU
Molecule: messenger RNA, 7779 nt
Organism: Cuscuta epithymum
Lineage: Eukaryota; Viridiplantae; Streptophyta; Magnoliopsida; Solanales; Convolvulaceae
Source: the annotation of a GenBank genome assembly